UCCAGCCACCUGCGCGUCUUCCUCGCCAACGCGGCGUCAAUCCUGCCCACCCUUUCUCCUCGCCAUGGCUCGGGCCACCCGCUCGACCACCACCCACGAAAACGACAAACCCGACACAAGCCCCCCCGCCUCUCGUAAAGGCGCGUCCAAGAAGCGCAAACGCACCUCCAAUCCAGACAACGACGACUCUCUUCCCACCAAGCACGCUCGCACCGACUCCACAGAGGACACCUCUCCAGACGUACUCAACCGCGGCCAGGAGAGGAAACAGGGCGAGCUGCCCAGCAGCGGAGAUGUCCCCAUCCAGAGCUCGGAUGCAGCCAACAUCCUCGACGUGCUCGAAUCAGUCGACACACAGGGCCUCCUCGACCGUGUUUUCCCAUUAUCCACCGACCCCGGCGAGCCAACUUCAGGCCCGUCCUCUUCCUCCUCGACUACAACCAUGCUCUCCCUGCGUUCGCUCCUCAAGAACUCCGCCUUAUAUCCGCUGAAAACACUCCGGGCCGCUGUCAAGCAACUCCAUCCUAUUUCCUCCCAUCCCCGUUUCCGGCCCUCCGAGACCGCAGCUCAACAACUCCGCUUUUGCAAUCUCGCUACAUCUCUACUCGACCAGGCGUCACAGAACAAUGCCCCCGUCCCUCUCGACGUGGAAACGAUCAUCACCGACGUCGAAGUCCAAAGCGAAGCCCCCUCCCCCGCUUCUACCCAUGCUCCCUCUGCCGGAGUGCGGCCACGCAAGUACGCACUCGUCCAACGCUUGCCUACCGGCGACUGGUGGACCUCUGCAAGCUCGGAUGCCCCGACCGCCGAUGGCGCCAGCAAAGACCUCAAGUCGCUCCACACCGCCAAAGCCGAGCUGGUCUCGAUAUUCCCGUCGACGUCCGGGACCCAGCUCGCUCACAAGGGCACGCUCGGCGACUACGUCGUCAAACGAGCCCCGGGGGUUCCUCCCCUCAAGCCGCCACAGGCGCGUCGAGUGAGCUGCGGCAAGUUCCUCGACUAUGGUCCGUACGCGAGCUUCGCGCCCAGCUUUGACCAGGAGGGUGUGGAAGUCGGGCGUGUGGCCAUGGGUGAGGUCAUAUUCUACCAGCAGAUGAAGGGGCGGUUGCGGUCGUUGGUGAAGGGCAAGCGGCGAGCUUUCCUCGGUCUGGGGGAGCCGAGGGCGGGUGAUGUCGUGGAGGACGGGUCCACCAGUAACAGUCCGCCCACUGCCGGACCGUCGACCAAGGACGAUGAUCUCCCCAAGGAUCUGGAAUCUCUCCUCUCGCCUGAGGAAGUUCGGAAUAUCAAGUCUGCUCUACGCUCGCUAGAAAUGGAACAGGCGGUCGACGAGCUGCUGCAGCGGAACGCGAAGGCGCUCGAAAGGCUGGAAGAGCUCCAGCUGGAGAGGCUACGCUCACAGGGUGACGGGUCAAGCGUCGUGGAGGUUGGGUCGGAAGAGUGGGAUAUCGCCCAAGGUAUCACGGAUUCCUUGGCUAUCCUGGCGUCUCUCAGACCACGGCCCUCCAACGGCGAUCCUGAACAUGCGCCACUCAUCCCUCCUGCAUCCGUUCUGCACAAACUGCAACGCACGCUACCCCUAGCGGCGACCGAAGGGUGGUACGGGACUCUCCCUGAGGGUCGUACUACUGCCUACCGCGAUGACACCACGGUGCACGUGCGUGCCAGCUCAGUCGCGCCCUCCAAGACCACCCCGGCCCCAGCCACACCCGCGCCCAAGGCAACGACCGCGGCGGCGCCCCCGUACACGCCCUACCCCUACACAGGAACGUACCAGUCGCAGUACCGGGGCUACGGGACGUACCCGCCCCCCACGCAGAGCAGCAGCUACUACCCGAGCCUCGCCUACAACGCGCUCGCGUCGCAGACCGCCGCAGGCACGCACUACCCGAACGCGCAGUACGCCGCGACCGCGCAGACGCAGUACUACGGCUCGUGGUACACCAGCUCGGGGCGCUCGACGCCCCAGCCCGCCCCGGCUGCGACGAGCUACGCGAGCUACUACGCCGGGGCGGCCGCCCAGCAGCCCCAGGCGCAGCGCGCGGUGGCGAACACCGUCGUGUCGUCUACGAAGCAGCCUGUCCCGGCGUACCAGCCUCCACCGUGGACUGGGGCGACGCCGGCGCCGGCGACAGGGUACGCUCCUCCGCUGCCGCCGCACAUGCGGGCGGCUGUUGGCGCGGCCUCCGCCCCGGGGACGCCGUCCCCGACGACGCCUACCGCUGCUCCUCAGUACGGCGCGUAUUAUGGAGGGUACGCUGCGCCGAGGUGAGGUGGUGUCGGGGCGUCCGAGAACGGUACAUUAUUAGUGUAAUAGUAGACGCUACGUACGGCUUUUAAUCCGCUGUUGAGUUCCUGUCGAAAUCCCCGUAUGCGUUUCUUUUGAUUCGUUCUUUCCCUCUCGCGUCAUUUACAUUUCGUAUAUGUUCGUCGGUAUAUCGCAUUGUAACAGUCGAGUUCUCGCGAUACGAUACAUCAAACUACAAC
Dichomitus squalens LYAD-421 SS1 is the source of this 2487-nucleotide messenger RNA. RefSeq lists its product as uncharacterized. The record is from RefSeq and is a predicted model, not a curated record. The transcript is spliced from 4 exons. Bases 65 to 2272 code for a protein of 735 amino acids. NCBI's taxonomy places the organism in Eukaryota, Fungi, Basidiomycota, Agaricomycetes, Polyporales, Polyporaceae.